ACUUUGCACUUGACAAUAGAUAAGGAAACGCGCUAAGAAAUUCCGUACAUUUUUGAACUGGUUUCGAAGACGUUACACUUGGUGGUGCACGAUCUUUCGCAAUUCGAGAGAUGGAAAGCUUUCUAUCGACGUCUGUGAAACGUUGAAACUGUCACAUGAAGUAAUCUAGUUUGUUAUAUUCUAACGAGGGUAACGUUGAUCGUGUAAACAUUCCAUGACACUGGUCUUAUGGUCGUCAUCGUCUAAAAAUAUCAAGUGGCGAAAUAGGUUGUCUGUCGCGAGAGUAUAAGAAAGAAGUUGUAACUUACAACAGUGCGGAACGAUGGAUAGAGUUAAGUCGCUGAACGACGGUUGCAAAUUACCACCCCUUCGGGGUUUAAAAGAUUUUUUAUUGGAACCAUCUGGUUUCCAAUUGCCGAAUUUUAAUGAUUUCGAGAAAUGGGGUAAUAGAGUGGUAAAUAAUCUUAUCUAUUAUCAAACCAACUAUCUCUAUAUGUCUUUCAGCAUUAUGCUUGUUGCUGGAUUUCUGCAUCCAAAAGAGCUGAUACUUGGAGUAUUAUCGAUAGGAAUCAUGUAUAUUUUUGUAUUUACCGAACACGAGGCAUUGUGUCAAAUAAGAAGACAAUAUCCAGUGGUUCAGACAAUGUUCCUUAUUAUUUGCGCAUGUUUACUGAUCUAUAUUGUAACUUCAAUCUUUUUAGUGGCGCUGUUUACUAUCUUAUUACCAGUUUGCGUGAUUUUUGUACACGCAUCGCUGAGAUUAAGGAAUAUUAAGAAUAAGUUAGUCAACAAAAUUGAGGGUAUGGGAAUUGAGCGUACGCCCAUGGGGAUUUUCUUAAAAUAUUUUGAUCAGUGGCUGCUUAACUGGUUUAACUCUGCGUACAAAGACUAGUUUUAUCCGAACAAUUCAAUAGUAAUUCACUCUAACAACCACUCAUCAGUGAAUGUACAAUACUAAUUAGCGGGUGUCGCCUUAAUUUGAUGAAGAAAUGUGUCUGCAUAAACAUCAUGGUGAGAGCUAUCUAUAUUAAAAUGUUUACAAUAUUAAAAAAAAAUUUCGUUAAAAAGCGAAAAACCUGUAAUAAAAUUGUCCUUUACAUCCAGUCAAAGCUUUGAUAUUAAUGAAACGUUUAUAAGCAUAUGUGGAUUGUAUUUAAAUAUAACUUAUUAUAAAUCUAGCCUAUAAAUAUAUUGUUGAUGUCUAACCUUAUUUAACGCGUUGACUACUGAAAUAAAAAUGUCACAAAACUGAAGUAAUUUAUUUAACCAAAUAAUAACUAAAUAAUCAAUAUUUGUCGUAAUAGCUACACCAAUCAAGUUUUAUAUAUUGCCAAAUAAUAGUGCAGGUCGCAUAUAAGUCAUACAGUAGUCAGCGUGUUAAGUAUAUGUGUAUACAUCAACCUUUUCAUGCAUUGAAGUAAAUAAAAAUAGCAAUAUAUAUGUA
Molecule: messenger RNA, 1444 nt
Organism: Megalopta genalis
Lineage: Eukaryota; Metazoa; Arthropoda; Insecta; Hymenoptera; Halictidae
Gene: Jwa
Product: PRA1 family protein Jwa
Cellular component (GO): membrane
Source: RefSeq, a predicted model, not a curated record